UUUUUUGUUUGACCACUUUUAAUCUUUUUUUGCAAACCUGCAACAUGACAGAAAAAAAGUGUACAUCCAUGAUUCUUCAUUAUUACAAACAGAGAAAAAAAAACACACUUCAUAAUUAACAAAAAAACCUCCUCACUCGGACACGUCUCAAACUGCCCUGCAGGGUCAAACUGAGACGACUGAAUUUCUAAAAGGUUACAUAAACCAGGACUGACUGAUAUUUGAAAUAAAUAGACGUCUCGCUCAUUUGGAUUCAGAAAUCUUGUUUCUCUGUCGUAAAACUGCGUCCUGUUUCUAGUUUCCACAGACAUGCUGCAGUAGCUGUUUGGUGAAGAGCAGACUCUGUUUUCUUGUUCGGUUGCACAACGAUUGCAACACAGACAGUUUGGAGGUUAACCGCUAAUGUGCGAGUAUGUUCGUCACAUGAUGAGAUGUGAAAUUUCUCUUAAUUAUAAGAUAAUGAUGCCAGAUCGUAAUUUUAAAGACAAUCUGUGGGAGUUUCAACAUGCUUUAAUGAGGAGAGGAGAGCGCUAAAUGAUCGGGAAUAACAGGUGGGAGUUUGUUGAUUUAAACUGGGCUGUGACGCUUUAUUAUAAUGUUUUUUAGAGAGUUUGAUUUUGGCAAAAUGAGUUGAAUCAGUAACCAAAGAGGAGGUCUAACCCUCCCUAAGCUGCAUGUAACAAACCCCCCUUUACUCCCACUCCCAUGUGAGGCAACUCCAUUGACAAAGUUUGAGUUUUCAUCGUUACAGAAUUAAUUUAUUAACAAAAUUAAAAGUUAAGACUCACAAGCAAGUCGAGGAAUGAUCAGGUUACAAAUGUGCGCGUACAAAAAAAGUCCGAACAGUGAUGUGAUUAGUGUUUGUGCAUGCUCAUUCACCUACAACAGUAUCUUUGACUCUUUUGAGGAGUGCUUAAGGCAUCACACAGAGAUCACAGCACUUGUCGUCGAGAUGCAAUAUACACAGAUGCCACAAACACGGCUUCUUAUUUUUAUACAGAGUUCAGGUAGUGCUGAAGAGGAGGAGGAGGAGAAGAGGAGGAGGAGGUGUGCCUGGCUGCAGAGAGCUGCAGUGCAGAGAGGAGAGCACAGAGCUUCAGGGAUGGGAAGGAAGGAUGCAGCGAGAGAGAAGAGAGAGAGAGAGAUAGAGACGGAUGUUAUCUCUCGCCCGCUUCCUCCUGCCAGCCUCUUUAAGGCUUCCGUUCUCCAGCAACUGAGUGAAGAGAGACAAAUAAAAGUGAGAGGAGACAGGCAGGCGGAGGAGACGUGCCGCCACAGGAGAGCACCUGUCCUGUCGACCUAUUUUUAGGCACGACGCGCGGAGAUGACGAUACCGUAAGCCUCUGAGGCUGCGAGGGGAGGCGAAGCUCCGGCUGGCUGCCAGUUGAAAAGUUGUUAAAGUUUUUUUUGUUGUUGUUUUUCACCCUGGGCAGCUUCUCCUCAUGGGGAGAGAGUCGCUGAGUAACAGGAGAACUUUGAGGAGAGAGACUAUCCUGCUGAAACUUUCAACACGACACGGUGACUCAUACUUCUGAAUAUAAGAAACACUGCGCAAACACCGAUCAGAGAAACACGAACGGUAGUUUUAAGAUAUUGUCGCCACUUUAUCUAUUGAGUUUCCUGAAAGUGUCUGCAGGUACAUCUGAAGUUAUAACAGAGUAAUUAAUGAGUUUAUUAUUAAUCUGAUCGUAGGGCUGGGCGAUAUGGCCUCAAUUUAAUAUCAUGAUAUAUUGAUCAGUUCAUCUCGAUAACGAUAAAUGGACGAUAACUACUCCACAAGCUGCUCACCCCUCCCACAUUAACUUCGUCAACGUCUCUGACGUAGGACAGCGUCUUAAAGGGACAUGAGACCAUAGCCUACCUACACACAUCCAAAAACAACUUUGAUUUAUAUAUUUUUUUACACUGAAUAUACCGAUAUGGGCAAAAUGACGUUGGUUAUUGUCGUAAAUUUUGGUAUCGGUAAAUUUUCAGUUUAUCGCCCAGCCCUAAUCUGAUCUAUACCUGAGAGCUCGUUAAAGAGCAGCCCUCAUUUACAGCGAGAUUAAGUGACAGCAGACACAUGAAAAAGAGAGAUAAUCCACUCUGAUGUGAAAUUAAACAAACUUUGACCCCCAAUUUCCACCACACCUGGAAUGGCUACGAAAAGGCAGUAUGCGCCAAUCGUAGCUGAUCGUAACCAUUCAAGGUCACGUGUCAAUUUCCAUCGCUGGACUCCGCAGCUGAUCGCAAGAGUUCUAUUUUUUCCGGACGCCAGAGCAUGGCGGAUAAAUUCAGCACAGAUUAACUCAUGCUGGAAAGGAAGUCGGGCACAGACACAAAAUAAAACAUCCGGCUUCUUUUCAAAGUAAAACACUCCGUGUGGCUAAAAACAACUUGUUAUCGCACGAUUGCACGUGAAUCUGCGGGUUCUUGCGAGUUUUCGUGAUUACCGCUAACCAUUAUCUGCCACAAAAUUCGCCUCACAAAUGGAUCC
Molecule: messenger RNA, 2476 nt
Organism: Xyrichtys novacula (pearly razorfish)
Lineage: Eukaryota; Metazoa; Chordata; Actinopteri; Labriformes; Labridae
Source: the annotation of a GenBank genome assembly